UUGAAAUCGAACACCGUAACGUCACCGACACGCAAUCAACGUAAGCGAGUUAAGCCUUCGCCAUUGGAGGGUUUGAGAGAUGUGCGGCACAAUUUAAUUAAUAUUCAUGAGCGUAGCCUUCGUCGUAGUAGGAUUCUGGGCGGGGUUUUCUCCAGCUUGCACACCUGGACAGGAGAUCUCUUUCACUUUCCUCGGGAACGCAUUCAGGCAGAAUAAUGGCCACUGCGGCUGAGUACGGACACAACUCCUGGGAACUCAGCAUCCAGGUGGACCAGCGCGAGGGAGAUGAGGGCAUGAAGUUUAAAUUGCGGGUCAAGGGGGAUCUCCACGUCGGGGGUCUCAUGCUCAAACUUGUGGAGAAGAUCAAGGCUCCUCAGGACUGGUCCGAUCAUGCCAUCUGGUGGGAGCAGAAGAGCUGCUGGCUGCUGAAGACUCACUGGACUCUGGAUAAGUAUGGAGUCCAGGCGAACGCUGACCUGCGCUACACUCCACAACACAAACCCCUCUGUAUCCAGCUGCCCAACAUGAAGACCAUCAGGCUCCCUGUUAGCUUCUCUGGUGUGGUCUUCAGAGCCGUGGUUGAAAUCUGCAAAGCACUCAACAUUAGAAGAUCUGAAGAACUUUCUCUUCUGAAACCACUAGAUGAUCCAAAGAAGAAAAAGAAAAAAGAAAAGGCCACAGAAUCAGCCAUUGAUGAUAUAUUAAACAUGGACAUCGCCAGCGGAAUGGCAGGAGGAGCCCUUGGUCUGUACAGUAAAACUAUGACUCCAACCUAUGACCCGGAGAGCGGCUCUCCUGCAUCGUCCACCAGUCUGUGGUUCGGAGACAGUCCCCUGACGGCCAGCCAGCCCAACCUUCCACCAGAGGAACUGGCCAAACUGUACAAGCCUCUUACUAUGGAGGAUAAAGCAGCCAUUAAUGCUGGGUGGCUGGAUUCCUCUCGCUCACUGAUGGAACAAGGAAUUCAGGAAAACGACAGACUCCUGCUGCGAUUCAAGUACCACUGCUUCUUUGACCUCAACCCAAAGUAUGAUGCUGUGAGAAUCACACAGUUGUAUGAACAGGCCCGAUGGGCCAUACUGCUGGAGGAGAUCGACUGCACUGAAGAAGAGAUGAUCAUGUUUGCAUCCCUGCAGUAUCACAUUUGUAAACUGACCUUGUCAACGGAGCCGCUGACCAAUUCAGAUGAACCAGAGAUUGAUGAAGUCGAGGCUGCGCUCUCAAACUUAGAAUCCACCCUGGAAGGACGGAACGCUGAUAAAAUCCUGGAAGAUAUCACUGAUAUUCCAAAGCUGGAAGAUACACUUAAACUGUUUAGGCCCAAACGAUUGACGUUAAAGCCAUAUAAGGAGUACUGGUUUGUUUUUAGGGACACCACCAUAUCUUAUUUCAAAAACAAAGAGUCUGCCAAUAAAGAGCCCAUUGAGCAACUCCAUCUACGAGGAUGUGAGGUCAUUCCUGAUGUCAACGUCACUGAGAGGAAGUUCGGCCUUAAGCUGUUAUUGCCAGCAGCUGACGGAAUGAACGAGGUUUAUAUUCGCUUUGACAAUGAGACGCAGUACGCCAAGUGGAAAGCUGCCUGUAUUUUGGCCUCUAAAGGAAAGACGAUGGCCUACAGCUCGUACCGCACCGAGGUGAAGAACAUCCAGUCUUUCCUGCAGAUGAAGAGUCUAGCGCCCCCUCCUGGCCAGGCAGCACCUGACGUAGAGUCCAUGGAGAUGAAUGCCGAGUGCUUCGUUUCUCCCCGAUAUGCAAAGAAAUACAAGACCAAACAGCUGACCACACGAAUCUUGGAGGCCCUUCACAAUAUUUCCCACCUUUCCCUCAUGGAGGCUAAAAUGCGUUUUAUCCAAGCUUGGCAGUCCCUGCCCGAAUUUGGCAUCAAGUACUAUAUCGUGAGAUUCAGAGGUAGCAAGAAAGAUGAGCUCCUGGGAAUUUCCUCCAACAAGCUGAUCCGCAUCGACAUGUCGACUGGUUUGCCGGUGACCACCUGGAGGUUCUCCAACAUGAAACAAUGGAACGUCAACUGGGAGAUUAAACAGGUAGCCAUUGAGUUUGACCAGAGCAUGUCUAUUGCGUUCUCCUGCCAGAGCUGCGACUGCAAAGUGGUUCACGAGUAUAUCGGAGGAUACAUUUUCCUUUCAACGCGCUCAAAAGACCAGAAUGAAACAUUAGAUGAAGAACUCUUCCACAAACUCACAGGAGGACAAGACUGACCUUAAAUCAACACGUCAGGACUCUGACAUGGCCCUUAGUGUUGCAGAAAAGCAAUUUGUAUAGUUUUUUAAAUCUGCAAAUAUAAAAGUUGUUUUAUAUUUGUAUUAAGACACACACAAGCCUUGUGCUCAAAACAGAAAAGAAAUCAGAUUAUUCAAUCCAUAUUUUGGAUCUGAUACAAUACAUUUGCUGACUCUUGACAUCUCUAUGAGUUGUUUUUGCAUCUGAACAAUAUACAAAAUUUACAGUGCACAUUUCCAUACAAGAAUUUGUGUGAUAGAUAUGGGAUACAGUAAGGUUACGGUGGGGUUUGAAUUUGAAUUGUAGGUUUCUUUGAAGUUGUGUACUAACGAAGUGCUUUCUACAUUUUUUGAAUGUUUGAAUGUUAAAUGAGUUUACAUUAAAUGCAUCACCAAAAUAUCCAGGUGCUUUUGGCUUGUUUUCUGGAAAAUAAAUAAAUAAAUUUGCAAUUUAAUUGUUACUUUUAAAUUUAAGUUAACAUUUUGUUAAAUGUAAUUUUGUUUUCUUUAUGUUGACUGGAAAAUCUUAAAAUAGUCUAAAUAAAUCUUCAAUUCCAUUA
Molecule: messenger RNA, 2797 nt
Organism: Ctenopharyngodon idella (grass carp)
Lineage: Eukaryota; Metazoa; Chordata; Actinopteri; Cypriniformes; Xenocyprididae
Gene: fermt1
Product: FERM domain containing kindlin 1
Exons: 15
Coding region: 216-2216 (666 amino acids)
Biological process (GO): integrin-mediated signaling pathway; cell-matrix adhesion
Cellular component (GO): focal adhesion
Molecular function (GO): integrin binding
Source: RefSeq, a predicted model, not a curated record